Eleginops maclovinus (Patagonian blennie) is the source of this 7900-nucleotide messenger RNA. It is a transcript of the gene col17a1b, whose product is annotated as collagen, type XVII, alpha 1b. Gene Ontology annotation, molecular function: extracellular matrix structural constituent conferring tensile strength. Bases 331 to 6075 code for a protein of 1914 amino acids. Gene Ontology annotation, biological process: extracellular matrix organization. NCBI's taxonomy places the organism in Eukaryota, Metazoa, Chordata, Actinopteri, Perciformes, Eleginopidae. The record is from RefSeq and is a predicted model, not a curated record. The transcript has 55 exons.
AUCUGUCGAGAGGCGUCUGCAGAGGUGAAUAAAGUUAAUUGGUUCCCUGAGGCUUUGUUUUUUUUCUUCUAAAUUCAGCUUUUCAUGCCGUCUGCUACACCUGCUUGCCAAUGGGCGCGGCUGGGACCGAUGCCCAAAUCUCUGUUUUGACUUGCCUGGGAAAGUUGGGCUAAAACGCACAAAGGGACCGAGGAUCGGUAGGACAUCCCACCCCAGCGCGUCAACUUGGUAUAAACACAUUAUCUCUCCCGUGGACGCGAACAGUCGCUCCAUCUCGAGAGGAACCCGGAUUGAUUGUUUGUUGCUCGAGUUGGCUGAAGAUAAAAUGGGAUGGACGAGUUAACAAGACAGAUCGACUUCUCAGGAGGCUUGUCAGGAGAAAGGGUUGUGACAGAAACAGUAACCUCCACCACCAGACUGUCUUCUCUGCCACCAAAGGGAACCAGCGGAUCAAAUCACAGGAAUAUGUCCAGCAGUGCUGGAGGGCUGGGUUUGGAGAAGAAUGUCUUAACCCAGAACAGCAGUGGAACUUAUUUCUCCUCAUCCUCUGUGGGAGUGAACACCAGCAGCUUCAGCUCCUCCUCGGGAGUUUACCUCGGGGGAGACUCCUCAGGAAUUGAUGGAGGAGGGAUCUUCAUAGACGGAGAGGGAUAUGGAGGAGGAGGAGGAGGAGGAGGAGGAAGGGGAGGAGGAGGAAGGGGAGGAGGAGGGGGAGGAGGAGGAGGAGUAACUGGAGGAGGAGGAGGAGGAGUAGGAGGAGGAGGGAGAAGCGGCGGCGGAAGUUAUCUUGUGAGUUCGGUGUCAAAGGUCAGGUCCAGCUCGUCUGGCGGUACCAGGAGAACUCAGACAGCCGGCUCAUCAGGCCUGUCGCCAACUUUCCGGGAGAGGAAAACGAUAUCCAGCCGCUCAGGAGGUUACGAUGGAAGUUCCAGCGCUAAUUCCUCCCCAGAGUUUUCACGCAAAGAUUAUGGAGUCUAUUGCUCCAGCACCACAAGAGGGAGGAGCGAAAGCAGAGAGAGCGAGAUCAGAGCCAGAUUACAGAGUGCCUCUCCCAGUGCCAGCAGAUGGACGGAGCUGGACGACGUGAAGAAGCUUCUGAAGGGACGCUCCUGCAGCGUCAGCCCGACUCGCUCCAGCGCCUCAAUCACCCUGCCUGUCCCUAAAAAGGCCAGCGUGGAAACCAAGACUAUCUCAGUGGCCUCUCAGUCGGGUUCCUAUGGCUCUGGUGUUAGAUCAGCCGGGUUCCACACCAUUGAUACAUCUGGCUUUUAUGACGCUGGUUUGACAUCUGGGCGGGUUGAUACUGGUGUAAACUCAAGCCAGUAUGAUGUCACCGUGACAUCAGACCAAUAUGAUACUGGUGUGAAACCUGGCCAGUAUGCUGUUGGUUUAAAAUCAGGACAGUUUGAUACUGGUGUAAAAUCAAGCCAGUAUGACGUCACUGUGAAAUCAGGCCAGUAUGAUACUGGUGUGAAGUCAGGACAGUACGACAUUGGUUUGAAAUCAGGACAGUAUGAUACCGGCAUAAGAUCAGCCCAGUAUGAUACCGGCGUUAGAUCAGCCCAGUAUGAUGGAAGUCUGAGAUCAGGCCAGUAUAAUGGCAGUGGGAGAUCAGGUCAGUAUGACACACUGGACGCCACACUUCCUACUUUCUCCUGGUCCACCACCACGCUGCCCUCGGCCUCCACCACGGUGAUCGCUGCCAACACCAGCAGCUACGCAUACCAGGCCGGGAACAACAACAUGUCGGGAGGAACCGCCCCAGUCGGUCUCACCUCACCCUCCUCCCUGUCAGUUUACGGCUUCCAGAAUAACCUGGCUUCCACCUCUCCCACUGUGCUCACCACCAGUGGAGGAAACGUGACUGCUAACCUAGGAGGUUAUGGCGUUCAGAAGAACUUGUCAAAUGGUGGGGGAGUCGUCAGCAGUGGAGUCUCUUCAACCACUAGAACACAAGCUGAUGAUUCAUAUAAGAGAGACUAUAAGUACCUGAUCUCUGACAAGGAGAACGUGGCGGCCAAGAGAGAUGCAGACAUGCUGAUCAUGGCUAAAGACAGCGGGAAGCAGUUCACCACCAGCAGUGUUAAGAUGAGCGGAGGGUCGCUGUCAGGAGAUUCGAUAAAGAAAGAGAAGCUUAUUUCCAGCUACGUUGAGACAGCACCACUGAAGACAGAGUCUGGCAACUCUUACUAUGGGUCAUCUGGAGUUGUGAUGAAAGACAAAUCAACCUAUGCAGAGAUCGACAGGGACAGUGGGAUCUUCGGAGGUGGUGGAGGAUUCUGCUGCUGCUCUGAUGCGUGUUGCUCCUGGUGGAAAUGGCUGCUGGGUCUUCUCCUCCUGUCCCUGCUCCUGCUGGGACUCUUGUUUGGUCUCAUUGCACUGGCUGAGGACGUGAGAAAGCUGAAGAGUCGAGUGGCUACGCUGGAAUCCGAAUCCUCUGCGGCCUCUGCUCGUACCAGCCGGCUGUCAGGAACUUCGAAUAACAUCAACAUCUAUGGAGCCACUGGAGCUGGAGCUGCUGGAGCUGCUGGAGCUGCUGGAGGUUUUGGGACUGCUGCUGGUGCUGGUAGUGGAGGUGGUAGAGGUACCUCCCACACUGACAACACGCUAUAUCUGGGCGCUGGAGGCGCAUCUGGAAGUUCAGGCUCCAAAACACAAAUCGGGAUAACAGGUGGUGCUGGCGGCUCAACUGGUGGUGGAAACGGCCUUGAUGUCAGCAUAGGAGGUGGUUCUGCUGGGGAAGGUGGUGCAAGUGGAACCAGUGGAGCCAGUGGAUCCAGUGGAGCCAGUGCUGGAGGUGCCGGUACCGUUCUCAGUGGCAGCGCUGGCAGCGGUGGCAGCGGUGGCAGUACUGGUACCCGUGUCAGUGGUGGUGCGGGAAGUUCUAGUGGAACCACUUACAGUGGUUCUGCUGGUAGUUCUGGUACCGUUCUCAGUGGCAGUGCCGGCAGUACUGGUACUGGUUUCGGUGGGGGCACCGGCAGUUCUUCUGGUACCGGCUUCAGUGGUGGCACUGGCUUCGGGACCGGAGUGAGUGGAGGGCACAUGGACGCUGCCGCUUUCCAGAUGAUGAUCCAGCAGAUGUUAAGGACUGAAAUGCAUUCCCAGUCAUACAGAGCUUUUCUAGUGUCAUCAGUGCAGGGAGAGAGAGGACUGCCUGGACCUAAAGGAGAUAGUGGUUUCCCUGGAAUUCCAGGUGCUCCGGGUGCCAUGGGACAUGCAGGCCCUGAGGGUCAGAAAGGACAGAAAGGAAGUCAAGGUGAUCAUGGGCUGGAUGGGACACCUGGCCUCAGGGGUCGCGAUGGACAGACGGGCCCCAGAGGUGAUGCAGGACCUCAAGGCUUUGGAGCGAAAGGUGACAGAGGUUCUCCCGGGGAACCUGGGUCUGUCGGCCCUAAAGGCUCGAGUGGAUCUCCUGGACUUCAUGGAGCACCAGGUCAACCAGGUUCUCAGGGUUUCCGUGGCGAGACAGGGCCACCUGGGCCUAAAGGAGACAGAGGGCUUGCUGGAUUCCAAGGACUUAAAGGUGACACUGGUGAGACAGGCCCCAGAGGUGUGAAAGGUGAUCCUGGUGUACCGGGUGUGCAGGGGCCGGCCGGAGAGAAGGGAUCAAUUGGAUUGUCUGGAGCCGAUGGAUUGAAAGGAUCAAGAGGUGACCAAGGGCAUGCAGGUAUUCCUGGACUCAGAGGUCCUGCUGGACCUCCUGGAGAUGCUGCACCUCCAGGACCACCUGGGCUUCAAGGACCACCAGGGAUACCAGGGAAUCCAGGAAGACCCGGCAUUAAAGGGGAAACAGGUGAAGCUGGAAGAAUCAUCAAUGCAGCUGGAUCUUCUGCUGUCGGCAUCCCAGGACCCCCUGGGCCUGCUGGUCCCCCCGGCCAGACAGGACCUCCUGGAUUAUCAGGUCCAAUUGGCCCUGCUGGUCUGCCUGGCCAACCUGGUGCUAAAGGUGACAGAGGAUUUAGGGGCGAGUCGGGAGAACAAGCAAUAACAUCAAGAACGUCUGAAACCUUGACCUCAAGACAGUUUAACGCCAAUGGAGGAUCAGGAAUACCUGGCCCACCCGGCCCACCCGGCCCACCUGGACGUCCAGGUGACUCAAGACAAGGACCGCCCGGGCCUCCAGGUCCUUCAGGUUAUGGAAGACCAGGGCCUAAAGGAGACAGAGGGGAAUCUGGCUUUUCAUCCAGCUCAGGAACAUUUUAUACUGGACCGCCAGGACCACCUGGGCCUUCUGGGCCUAAAGGAUCAACAGGUUCUCCUGGACCAAGAGGCUAUCAAGGUGAAGCAGGGCAGCCAGGUGUGCAUGGAACCCCAGGAAGAUCGGGUAGCUCAGUAUCCUCUUAUGGUGGAGGACUCGGGAUCCCUGGACCUCCAGGUCCGCCGGGACUUCCUGGAAUACAGGGAAUUAAAGGGGACACAGGAGCUCCGGGUAAUCCUGGCUCUUCAAGAGGCUCCAUCUCAGUCACCUCAGGCCCCCCUGGCCCCGCAGGUCCUCCCGGCCCUCCAGGUCAGCCGGGCUCCUUCUCUUCUUCCAUUGAGAUGCGACAGUACAUCUCUGAAUAUCUGAGUAGAAGCACACAGUCUGGUCUCCGUGGGCUCCCGGGUCCCCCUGGGCCUCCAGGAAUCCCUGGAUCCUUCUCAGGCUCGAUCGAGGACAUCUCCACUCGUAUGAUCGCAUACCUACAACGUUCUGGCUCAGGGCUUAGUAUUGGGGUUCAGGGUCCUCCUGGACCACCUGGCCCCCCAGGACAUGGCUCCGGUUCCCUGACAGUCAGUGGGCUCAUCGCCAUGCUUCAGAGAGAGGAUGUGAGGAGGUACCUGUCCGGACCACAAGGCCCACAAGGCCCACAAGGCCCACCGGGACAACCAGGGACUUCAGGGUCAUCAGGAGGAUUUUCAGGCAGUUUCAGUGUGGAGGAGAUAGCCACAUAUGUCUUCAAGAUCAUGAAUGACAGAGGGAUUGCUAGAGGUCCACCCGGGCCGCCCGGUCCAGCUGGUCCGUCUGUUGCUGUGGGCUCCGGCUUCUCUACGACUUCGAUUGACUAUUCUGCGCUAGUGAGAAAUUCAGACUUCCGCGCUUGGAUUUCCUCCGCCGUACAACAAGGUCUUUCUGGUCCCCCUGGCACCCCAGGACAGCCUGGCCCCCCUGGGCCUCAGGGGCCACCAGGAGUCUCCACCGCCACUGUGUAUGGGGCUGGAGGAAGUGGAUACAGCUUGGAGGACAUUCAGCGUUACUUGCAGGGUUCUGGCUUCAGAGGUCUUCCUGGCCCUCCUGGUCCACAGGGACCAGUGGGUCCACCAGGCAGCUACUCCGGGUCAGUUUCCUACAGUGGAAACUUUGGUCGGGAGAGCAUCCGCGCUGAAGUCCAGCAGUAUCUGACCAGUGACAAUGUUCGUCGCACCAUCAUCGGACCUCCGGGUCCUCCAGGGCCUAGGGGUCUGAAGGGAGAGCGUGGAGAGUCGGGCUACAUCCAGAGCCGCACGCAGAGCCAUGGCCAGAGCAAUGGCCAGAGCAAUGGCCAGAGCAAUGGCCAGAGCAAUGGCCAGAGCCAGAGCCAGAGCCAGAGCCAGAGCCAGAGCUACGCUCAGGGUGACUCUCGAUUCGGCUCCGAGUACAGAAACAUCGAUGUCAGCAACCUGGACUACUCCAGCGUCGCCAUCCAGGUUUCAGACUACAUCAAGAGUCAAGGCCUGCUGCAGGAGUAUCUGGUUGAGGGUCCUUGGAGGGCGCAUGUAAGAGCGAUUCAAGGCCCUCCUGGUCCACCUGGCCCUGUCGGACCACCGGGCCAGAGCCGCGUCAUCGGGGCCUAUGGCAACGUCACAGCUGAUCUCAUGCAGUUCUUCAGAACCUAUGGCACCAUCGCGGGCCCUCCUGGAGAGAAUGGACUCAGGGGCGAGAGGGGUUAUCCAGGACCGAGGGGAGAGAAAGGUGAUCCUGGGCGCCCAGGUUUACCAGGACUACCAGGGUCAUACGCUGUCCAAAUUCCACACAGAGUGCAGAAGAGGGAUGCAGGCAAUGAAAUGGUUGCUCGUCGUCGUCAGAAGCUUCGCCGUCACGCAGGCAGUGGUUAAACACACCACUGGGUCACAUUUCAUUUUUACUAACUUUUUUUUAGGUGUUCAACUGAAGCAAUGCAAGUAGUCAAAUACCUCUUUAUUGUUGCCAUCUGUAGAAUCUUCACAGGACAAUUUGAGGAAAUAAAAUGAUGCAUUAAGUCUCUUUAAUUAGCUUUAGCAGCGGUGUGGAUUUUAGCUGCUGGUCAGUGUCUUUGUUACACAGACUUCUUUUUUACAUGUGGGUGUAUAAUGUUUACUUUGCUUGGUUAGAAGCUUGCAAACUCUUUUUCCAGGGAUAUCAUUUCCAACUGCUCGUGUACCUUGCGUGUUUGGUGUAUUUUAUUUUUUAUUCAUUGAGGAUUAUAUUGUUUUGAGAACUAUACAAGUGUUAAAUGUUGUGUCAAGGUCACCCUUCAAUGUUUUAUAACAUAGUACAAUAUUGUCACUUUAUCUACAUAAAUUAAGCUAGCAUUCAUCCUUUAAGACCCUUGAAAAUGAUUCAUUCAUCCCAUAAAAAUAACAACAUCAUAAACCUAUAAAUAUAAAUAUAUAUAUAUAACAUGCAACAUACCAGUCAGAGUGAGGGGGAUUUUUGCAGCAGAGAGGGGAGUUAUGUUACAGUAAAUGUCGCUGUGGUUAGGACUGAUGAUUUACUUGAAAGAUAUGUUUGUUAAAAAUUAAGAAGAAUAAAUUACAUUUGUGUGGUUGAAAGAUAGAUGAUCACGACAAAACGUUUGAUUGGAUUGUAUAUUUUUGUAUGAGAGAGCACUGAAAUUGAUAUAUUUGCUUUAUACCUAUAAGUGUUCCCAGAUUAUGUUUUACAUUAUUGAACUUAUUGACUUUUGAUCAAUAUAUAUAUCUAUAUAUAAAAGACACACAAUAAAUCUAUUUUUGGACUUGGGAGUGUUGAUACUUUUAUGAAUUAUCUAAAAAUAAUUAACUUUCAGGUGUCUUUUAAGGCUGUUGUGUGUCAAGUUAUCAGUCAAUGCAAAAUUUCCAACAAAAAAAGAAAAUCUAUUUUUUGAAAAUUUGAACAUUGAACAUAUUUUGAUAUAAUGACGUCACAUUGAGUUAGAACAUUCUGAAUCUCCAUCAAAGUAUUCAUUUAAAAUAAUAGAUGGACUAGAACCCAGUCAAAAGAGGUGUGUCCUAUUGGCCAGUAUAGUCCUAAAUUGCUGCAGUGAUGAUAUGAUAUGGAAGCAAAAAAACUCAUUUAAACUGAUGAUUUUUUUCUUUCAUUAAAAAGGUUAAAUAAACCGAAAUAAAAAGACUAAAACCGAUAUAAAGAGACGUGUCCUGCAUUGAUUUGGAAUCACUGUGUUUAUAUGACAUGGAAGCUUAAUUAUGUAAUAAAGAUCUUACGCUAUACUUUGUCACAAUAAAAAAAGACAUAAAAGUCACCAAGAAACGUCACAGAAAAAGUGUGUCAUGAAAAGUCCUUAAAGGACAAAAUAUAAUUUGUGACAAAAGUCACUAAGUGUUUAAGUGUUUGAAAGGUUCAAUUAUAAGAAGGUAUUUUUCACAGACAGUUCAACUUUGAAAUCAACAGUCAAUAUUUUAUUUACAACAAUUAAAUGUCAAUUUAUAAAGACACUUUAAAUACAUUUGAUCUGACAUGAAAAUAACAUUACUGUUGUAGAAUGACAAGUCUUUGAAAUGCUGUAACUUAACAAAAUAAAAAAAUACUUUAAAUCUAAGGGGAAUGUGACUCACAAGAUAGUGUCCCUGUACCCGAUAAAAACCCAGCAUUCAUGACGCAACAUCUGUUAAUGUCAGCAUACAGAAAACAUGACAUGCAUUGAUGAUACGCACCGACAAAAUAAAAUAAUCAUGAAAUCUC